This is a messenger RNA of Symbiodinium natans, 441 nucleotides long. The record is from the annotation of a GenBank genome assembly. NCBI's taxonomy places the organism in Eukaryota, Dinophyceae, Suessiales, Symbiodiniaceae.
AUGGCGACGUAUUUUGCUCCAUGGUGUUUUCUUUCUACGAUCGCAUUUGCGCCUCUCGUCCGAGGGCUGGCUGUGAACAAGCUCGAGCAGAAGCUGCCCAGGCAACCAACGCUGAAGCUGCAGGCAGAUCUUUCUGGUCCUGCGAUUAGUGACUUGCUUGUCAUUUACAUGUUACCUUGUCCAAACUUGAGUUUGCCAGCGUUUCAGCGCAGAUUGGUCUUGCAAGGGGCGAUUUACAAAAGGCAAUCAAGAGAGCUCCCGGCCUUUGAUGAGGAGCUUGAUCUUCUCAAGGACCAACGAGUGCACCAACUAUCAGACCUGCAGUCCGACGUGAUUCGCGAGGCGCAGCUCCAGGCGGAGGUGCCGCGGGAAGUGCCUGCUGCGCUUGUUGUUAGAGAAGAGUUUCCCGAUGCGUGCGUGUGCAGGCGUUUGCAGCUCCUU